GGAAGUACUAAAAAACGUCGCCAGUCGCGAGCUGAAAGAAAACGACCAAAUGCACCGCCAACAUUUUCAAGCUAACAAACAUUGCUCUGUCCAGUAAAGCCGCGUUCAAACACCUCUCAAAGCUGGGUUGUGUAACUUUCCCAAAUGGAGAUGGAUGAGGAGCUGGACAACUUCCUCAGGGAACGCAAGGCAAGAGUGGCCGAGGACAAAGCCAUUUUACAACAAGACCCUCCAUAUAUGGAAAUAAAGGCAAAACCCUACAGAGCUUAUGGGUCCACGGUGAAGGAGAACAUCCCUCCCAAGUCUACAGCACAAGGAAAAGAGGACAGUUGCAGUGUGGGCCUCCCUCUCGGCGUGGAGUACGAGAGGAAGAAGCAGCGGCUGCAGCAUGAGCUCCGUAUGGACUACAGGCGCUACAUGGCUCAGAAGAAACACUUGGACUACCUAGAGCCUGGACCUUUAAGCCAUCUUGAUAACAGGAAGUCUGUUAAGCCACUUGAGGACCAGACGGAUGUUUUUCCCAGACAACCUCGGCAGAAAGACGCUGCUACUCUAACAGAAGGCUGGAACAGGGCUCUGGUUAAGUCCCCCAGCCCCGAGGAGGACGAGGGCCAGUCCUCGGUGCUUCCGAGGCAUCGCGAGAGGCUGGGGAUUCAAGUGGACCAUGAGUCCGGGGAGGAGGAAUACUUCAAAGAUGAUCUGCAGCUGAUGGAAGGCAGGAGGCACAGACAUAUUGAGGGCAGUUAUGACAAGAGGAGAUCCACGAGGACUGCCAGCAGCAGCAGGGACAAGAGGGAGACUCCUGUCGGUGUUGCCAGAGAAGGAAGGAGAUUAAGAGCAGUGACCAAACAGGAGGAUGCUGAGUUUGCUACUGGCCUUAUAAUAGGAGCAGCUGAUACAGAGGAGGCCCUUAAGAAGAGGAAGGAGCACUACAGGCAGGAGUUACAAGAACAGAUAGCAGAACAGCUACGCAACAAAAAGAGGGAAAAAGACUUGGAGUUGAAAGUUGCAGCAACGGGAGCAAAUGACCCUGAGAAACAGCCGGACCGAAUCAGGCAGUUUGGACUGAGCAGGAGAAAAGAUCCUCACAUUUUGGAGCCUUUAGCAACGGGAGAGAGUAGCUCGUCAUCUAGAGCUCUGCCCAGUAACGAGAAGAUGAGUGCCAGAGAAAGAGACGUGCCUCCCCCUGAGCAACCCCACGUGGCCUUCCAGUCCCCUCUGCUGGAGUACAGCUCCGCCCUGGGCCUAGCAGGAGGUGGGCUGUCCCCCAACCAGCCUCCUGUCCCGUCCUUCCCCAGUGCCAUGGACAUUCACAGAAAUCCAUUGUUUCCUCCUCACCCUCCUUCUUCACUAAGUGAAGCAUACAGAUCCCCGUACGGAGAACCUCACCACUACUACGGCAACAGAAACCAGCUGGAGCCAAACAUGGCCUUCUAUGGUCAUGGUGCUGGUCUCCCCAUGUCUUACUGGAAUGUACCACCGGGGGGAGCUGUUCCCAGCCAGUUUGGUAAUCACAGCCCUCACAGCCACCACAGUGGAAGCAGCUUUCCUGAGCCUCCAAUACAACCCCGCAAUGAGAACGCCUCUGUGGACUCACAGGUCAGAGGCUUCGUUUUAGAGAAACCUAGAUUGACCAGGCAACGGAUUCUGAGUUACAGAGAGGCUCUUCAGCAACAGAUCCAGGAGCAACAGGAACGGAGGCGUCUGGAGAGGGAGGAGAAGGAGCGUUACGAGGCCCAGCUGGAGGCUGACAUGAAGAACCACCAGCCCUGGGGCAGAGGUGGAGGAGGAGCUCCGCUGAGGGACAGCACUGGAAAUCUCAUUGCUGACCUCAACCAGAUGCACAAGCUGAAUGAGGAGGCCUACAGCAACCCAGAGCAGUGGCAGAGGAGAGCCACGGCUGCAGUGACGUCCCACCGGGCAGAGCUCCCUGACCCCAAUGAGAGGGUCUCUGGUACUGUAGCAGAGCGCAGCAUCCAUGACACUAGUGACAGGCUCUCUGGAUUCACCCAUGUCCAGACCUCGCAGUUUGCCAGAGGCAAAGUGUUUCCCAGCCAACCCACAGAGCAACAGAUCCACGAGCAGGACAGUUACAAAGCUUACCUCAAACAGCAGAUUGAUGAAAAAAUGCGUAAAAAGGCAGAGGAGAGGGAAAGAACCAGGCUGGAGGAGGAGAAAGAGGAGAAGAGGCUGGCGGAGCAGAGGGCCCGCAUCCAGAGGGAGUACGAGGAGGAGCAAGAGAAGAAGAAACGAAAGGAAAUGGAGCAAAAAGCCAAGAAUGAAGAGCUGAUUCAGCUGGCUGAACAGAGGAAGAGGGAAGCUGAGAGGAAGAAGAAGGAACUGGAGGAGAAGGAGAAUGCAGCACUGAGGAGACAGUAUGAGAGAGAGAGGCAGGCUCGGGUGGAGGAGGUCCGCAGGGAGCCCUCGCCUCCCAUCCCCACUCACCAGAAGAAACAUGGGCGACACCAGUACACCCCCAGACCUCCGACUGUUGACAGCCAGCCCUCUACAGCCCUCCUCUCUGAACGCUCUCUGUCUGGUCUCCAGUCUCCUCCUGUACCUGCCCGUAGGAACCAGCUACGAGCUGCAGGAGACCACCGUGACGUCUUCAAUGAGCUGUCAGCGUUGCGUCGGCAGCUUCGCAGUGAACAAAAACGUCUGGAGGGUCAUCUGCAGCACGGCGACUGGGAGGAGUCAGACUCUCCUCUGAGUAACAGACACCAGGAGCGUCCGAUGGUGGACGUGUUUGACAUGGCCAGGCUGCGUCUCCAGGCUCCGGUCCGACGGCCGAGCUCCAGAAACACGGAGCCCAGGAACCUGCUUCGAAUCCACGACUCCCUUCAGCUCAAAUACCCAGGAGGUGAGUCGAGGCUGGGUUCCAGUGAUGAUCCUAAAAUAGAGGAAGUAGCUGCGGGGAGUCGGAGGAGACGCGACUACAGGGAUCCAUAUCACCAGUUCAGCAGCCAGAGGUCAACAGUCCAGGAUGAUUAUUUUGACUUGCCUCCGCCACAGCAAAAUGAUUACCUGAGAAGUGUGAUCGGAGGAUCCACGAGAGGUUCUCUGCUGGAGUCAGAGAGCGCUUUCAUUGACCCCCUCGGCGAAGUCUCUCCAGUGCCUCACACCCCAGAACAGGAGAAAACCCGUCAGCCGUCGGCCAGGGAGAGGAGGAGGAUGGCCAAGCAGUCACAUCGCCCUCAGGACCGAGCUGCCUCCAUCCAGCCCGCUGGCCACCGUGACGACUACUCCGCCCACUCAGGUAACAGGCUGCGGCGCGACGCAGAGCUCGGCGGCGGCGACUGGAGCAGCCGGACCAGGACGGACCGGCAGAUGGGUCUCAGUCGUCGUGGCAACACAGCAGGGCCAUUGGAUCUGUCUGACGACGACUCCUCCACUCCCCAGUUCUCUCCUCACAACCUCAACCACCAGAGCUCGUUAGAAACCGUCGUCACAGACCCGUGGAUGCGACCGGGAACGUCGGACACGCUGAAAUGUUUGGACCGUCCGCUGAGGAGGGAGCGCUUGAUAACGUAGAACUUUGGAGGUGCCUUUUGCUUUGAGUGGCUCCGUGUCUGGUUUUAAGUCCGGCUUAUAUGAUGGAUGAAUGGAUAUGUAUGAAGGCUAACUUUAAUCAGUGUUUACAUCUAAGAACCUCGUCCCACAGUGGGAGCGUACAUUUAUUAUUUUAUUGACUAAAUUAUGUUUUAAAUAAAUUAUAUUUUAAAUAUA
Mugil cephalus (flathead mullet) is the source of this 3726-nucleotide messenger RNA. Its product is annotated as centrosome and spindle pole-associated protein 1-like. Gene Ontology annotation, biological process: positive regulation of cytokinesis. The record is from RefSeq and is a predicted model, not a curated record. Bases 145 to 3531 code for a protein of 1128 amino acids. The transcript has 28 exons. Lineage: Eukaryota; Metazoa; Chordata; Actinopteri; Mugiliformes; Mugilidae. Gene Ontology annotation, cellular component: microtubule; spindle pole; centrosome.